AUGCGCGGAAUAGCAUCUAUUGAAAUUAACUCCGAUUAUGAAGAGAUAAGCAACGAUGCCCCGAGUAGUACUGAUAACUCAGAUAAUGAGGGCGUGAACCAUGAAGCAAACGGCGAUUCUGAUAAUGCUGAUAACGAAUCCUCAAAUGACAAUUCACCUGCACUUAAUAUAGUGAGACAUCCAAAUUAUAAUGUCGUCAAUGUUCCAAAUAAUGACAUCGACGCCAAUAACGCAGAACAUGAUUCUGAAAAUGAGGAAGAAGAAGGAGCACGCAGUGACUCCCAGCGGCUGGAGUAUGAUUGGAAUUAUGCUGAGCAAGAUUCUAUCAGUGACUCAGAUGAUUAUGAUUGGAAUUUCGGUUACGAAGAAGAUCAAGCUGGAGCAACUAAUUCCAGUCAAAAUACGAAUACUACCACCCAAACAACGAAUGCAGAAAAGGAUGAUAAAGGCGGGCCUAGUAAUUCAGGAAAUCAAGAUUCGGCUAGUGCAAAUCCAGAAAACGCAGAUAAAAAUGAUUCCAAGAGUGGAAAACCAGAGGAACCAGAUGAACCAGGUGAUACAGCUAAUGCAAGCUCUCAGAGUCGAAAACCCGACGAUUUAGCUGAGAUAGAAGAUGAUAACUUAAAACUGUUUCACAGUUUAGAACUAGAUGAAACUAAAAACGCACAAGCCGAGGGUAUGAGCUCAGCGGAUAACCCUAGUUCAGAUGAUAAUGAAACUACAUCAGAUGAAAAUAAAAUGAGUAAUGAUGCGGCAGACAUAAGCGAGAUGACAUUUGGUAGUUUCAGCUAUGAUUGUGGCCGUGGUGCCAUACGAAGGACAGGUCAAAGCAGUAAUAGGGACCGCGAUAUUUUUACUCCAACAACCCGUACUACUAUCAGAAAACCUAACCAAAAUGCUUACAGAAGAUCUCCUUUCGAAAACUCCGACGAAUACUCAACGCGCGGUUAUCAGUCAAUCCAGCAGGACUUUAAUUAUGCAGAUUAUAUUAAUGUCUGUGCGAGUAGUUUUACGGAAUCUGAUCCUGUCGAAAGUGAUAAUUUUUCCGGUUACCGUUCACCGAACUUAUCUCGUUAUGGCAAUCUUAACUCACCAGGAUUUGGUGAUUCUGGUGAGCAUAGCUAUGAGACCGAGCGUUCAGCUGUCCAUGAAGCUCCUGCAAACCCGGAGCAUGGAACAAAUCAAACUCCUGCAUACAGUACUUCUGGUACUGGUAACUCUGGCGGCGACAAUCAAACGUCACUUUCCUCCAGCAAUCCGGUCUCGCCAAGCCACGGUAUCCAGCACGCGUCAUCUGAAUUCAAUACACCAGGCUACGACGGUCCAGGUUGGUCAGAUCAUAGAGCUCCAUAUUCGUCCUUAUAUGAAGGUCCACGUUCGCAUAUCUACGCUGCUCCAGAGAUUUCAAGUUAUUGCACCGAAGCGCCAGAAUAUAGCUCAUCCCGCUCACCCAGAUAUGCUGCUGUAGGGUCUUCAGGCUUUUUUGGAUCUUCUACCUAUGAUAUUUCUGUUUCUUCACGCUAUGGCGUUCCUGGCUUGACCGGCUACGAUCCCUCAAGUUCUUCAAACUAUGAAGUCCCUGCCUCUGCACAAUACUGUGUCCCCACCUACUCGACCUAUGGCCCCUCGCCAUCUUCCUCUUGGACCUCAAGUUCACCUGUUACAGAAUACGGCACGGUGGCUCCAUCCGGCUACUGUGCUCCAAUUUCAGCCAGCUAUGGUGCCCCAGAAUUGUUUGACUACAGAACCUCAAACUUAUAUGGUUAUGGCACCCAAUGUGCACCCAUCUAUGAUGCCUCUGCUUACUAUGGUUACAGUACCGAUUAUAGUUCAUUUGGGUACUGUAAUAUUGGAUCUUCUGGCUACAGUGCCUCUAUGUCUCCUGGUUAUGAUGUUUCGGGGUCUGCAGGCUUCUGUCCUUCAGUGGUAUCUACUUAUAGCACCACGCGCUCUUCAAGAUGCAGUGCGCAUGACUAUGGUACUCCACAUUCACCACAAAGGGCUAGCUCUACUGUUUCAUCAUCAUCUUUCUCCCGCAACCCAAGCUCUUUAGACUACGGCAUAUCAAACUUAUCUGUUUGUGAACCAGUAUCAAGUCAUUAUGGACCUUCAGCCUUUUCUGGAUUCGGGGCAUCACGGUCUACUGGACAUGGCAUUUCGAGGGCUUCGAGACACGGCGCUCCGUGCAUGGCUGGGAGUUGUCCAUCAGGAAUCGGACUUGGACUACAGGCCAAAAUCGACGAAAUACUCAAAUCUGCAGACAAAGCUAAAAAGAGUGAUUCUAAUCGUGUACUACUGGAGGUCUCCGAUACACCCCCAUUCUCAUUUGAUUUCCAACUGGGCCAACGGGCUGAUAAUGAAUACCGUGGGUACGGUAUAAUUGAAGAAAUAACAGCACAUUUGAAUGAAGAAGCACGUCGAAGUCCGGUGCCUGGACUUGGAUACGGGCGUGGCCGAGCUGCUGGUCGCGGGCGAAGUGCAAUAUUUGGCCCAUUGCAAGACAUUGGAAAUACACAGGCUCAGCGUGGCCCACGUAGACCCCUGAUUGAAGUCAUUGGCGGAACCGAUUUUGAAGUAGAGAUUGAACCAAGACGUGGACGUGGCCGUGGCAGGGGACGUCGCGGUGCAAAUGGUAACUAA
Messenger RNA from Helicoverpa zea (corn earworm), 2640 nucleotides. RefSeq names its product ice nucleation protein-like. Bases 1 to 2640 code for a protein of 879 amino acids. Lineage: Eukaryota; Metazoa; Arthropoda; Insecta; Lepidoptera; Noctuidae. The record is from RefSeq and is a predicted model, not a curated record. The transcript has 2 exons.